AUGUAUGAUAGAGAACAAACCUCAUAAACUGGAAUAGAUUUAUUCUUUCCAUCAGCAAAUCAAUUCAACACAUAAAGAUAUCCUAAUUUAAUAUUAUUUUUUACUGGAACAGAUUUAUACUUUUAUUUAGGUUCAAAUAAUAAACUCUUAUAAUAUUUCUCAGGGAGAUUAGGAGAAGUAUCAAUUAACUCUUGCAUAUAAAAACCAUAUACUUAUUAAUUAAGUAUAAUUUUAUUAUCAAUUUUUAUUAGUCUGUGACAAAAGUUGUAAAACAUGUAAUGGACCUACAUAAAAUUAUUGUACAGAAUGUGAAAGUACUUAUAAUCGUUAAUUAAAAUAAAAUAUAUGCGUUUGUAAUGAAAAUUACUUUUAGUUCCCCAAUCAAAAGAAAUGUUCAUGUAAGAAUUGAAAAUAUUAUUAGAACUAUAAUAAAAUUCAUUUUUUUAAAUAGAAGAAGUAAAAUAUGAAAAAAUUUAAUGUUUUUUCGGAUAAUUUAUAAUUGAUUACAAAGGAUAAUAAUAUUGUAUUGAUUGGUAUGAUUAAUUAUUAAUUUUAAGUCCAUUUUCUUAAAUAGGAACUACCCUGUAUUGUGGAGAUUGCUUUGAAAAUUAAUCAUAUUGGUAAUUUAAUUUGAAAUGCACUUAUAAUUACUAAUUAAGUGAUCCUCUUGAUGAAGAAUCUACUUUUAUAAAAUUGAAAUAAGAUCCAUAGUUAUAUAUAAUUGAUGUCAAUUCAGUUUCUGUAAAUAAUUGUAGAGGUUGUUUGGAAAUUUGUAAUGAUGAUGAUUGUUAAAUAUAUAAGUAUAGUAAUUUUGGUCAAUUAAUUAAAAUUAGGUGUAAGCCAAGUAAUAUAUUUAAAAAUCUUAUUUAGAUUAUUAUUUUAAAGAUGGAGAGUGUGUAUAAUGUGAUCAAUUCUGUAGUAUAUGUUCAAAUAAUGUUUGCCUUUAAUGUUUACCAAAUUAUUAUUUCAAUUCCAUCCUUCAGCAAUGUUUGCUAGAUACUAAUAUAGAAUAAUAAUGUGGAUAUAAAUGUAUAAAGUGUGCCUUCAAGGAUAAUUAAAAUAGAUGUUUGAAAUGUUUAAAUAAUUUUAAAAUAUCCGAUGAUGGAUUUAAUUGUGAAAGUUUUGAAAUAACUGAUUGUUUAAAUGAAUACAAUAAAUAAGGAGAUAAAUCAACUAUUCCAUAUUUAUUUGAUCCACUAACAGACCUCAUCACUGAACCAUUUUGUUGUCAUUGUUCAACUAAUAAUUACAAUGAACUUAAUAAAAAAUGUACAACAGUAGCUUCUACUACUUGUACUUAUAGUAUCAAUGAAAAUACAUGUUUAUUUGGAUAAGAUUCAACUCUUCUCAAAAAAGACAGCGAUUGUACCAAUAAUUGUUUAUUCUGUAUUAAAGAUACUGGUUUUUGUGUUUAAUGCAAAAGUGGUUAUUACAUUGAUUUACUCUCUGGAACUUGUAUGGGUUGUCCAUCAAAAUGCAGAGAGUGUGCUUUUAAUUUACUAAUUAGAAAUUCAGACAGAGUCUUAAUUACCUUAAUUAUGUUUUAUUAAAAAGGAAUUUUAAAUUAAUAUUUAAAUUCUUUACUUUAAAUAUCCUAAGAUUUAUUUGAGUUAACUUGUUUUGAUUGUAAUGAUGGAUAUGUUCUUAAUAAUGGUAAUUGUAUUAAUGAAUGUCCUUAAAAUUGUGAAACUUGUUAAACUAUCAAUAAUUAGAAUAUAUGUAUUAAAUGUUCUAGUAUUUCUUAAAAAAUUCAAAGUGAUAAAAAUUGUUUAGAAUGUCCACCUGGUUGUUUAGCUUGUUCUGAAAGAACUUAAGAGGAGAUUUUAAAAAUAAAUCCUCUAUUUGAUUAAUCAAUACCUAUUUUUUAAAAGUAUUCUAACAAAUGUUACAUGCCAUUAAAAACUAAAACUAGGAUGUCUAAUUAAAUUGCAUAAAGUUGUAAGAAUUUUGACAAUUGUUAAUAAAGUUUUUCAAUUUAAAUUAAUGUUUAUUGUUGGAAAGCUGAGUUUGAAUAACAAAGCUAAAAUGCAGAUGAGAGUUUUUUUAUUAAUAAUUUUUAUUUAGACGAUUUUACAACUUAAUUUGAAUUGAGUUUCUUGAAUCAAUAAUUUUUAGAUUAAUUAAAUGAAUAUUUAAUCUAGUAAAUAUCAUUUUAAAUUAAAUUGAUUUCAAAUUCAGGAUAAUGCUCCUUUGGUGAUAACAAAUUUAUUUUAAAUUAGAAAUUUCUCAUAUAUAUUUUUAAUCUUUAGAGUGUGAAAAUUAAAUUCUUUUCAGAUAAUCUAUUAUCCCUUUAAUUACCUGAUUUAUGGCAACUUUAAAAUUAUACAUCAAUAGUUUUUUAAAAUUUCAUAUUUAAUGGAAAUAACGAAAUUCAUAUAAUAGAUGCAAUCAGUUAUGAUAAAUCAUUUUAAAUUCAAAUAAUCGAUUGUUAGUACACAACAUUAAAUAAUUAAUAAGAUAAUAAUGCUUUACAAUUCAAACUUCUAGAAGUUCAAACUUUAAAACUUAGCAACUUUAAAAUUUUGAAUGUCAAGCUAUAUAAAUAUGCACUAUUUAGUAUUUAACUUUAAUCAUCAACCUUUAUUUUAGAUAUUGAUUAAUUGAAUAUAUAGGAUUCAACUUUUAGUAAUUUAAACAUAUUUGAAUUUUAAAAUCUUAAUAAUUUUAAAUUCAAUUUCAUGCUAUAAAAUAUUGAGAUUAAAGCUAAAUUUAUCAAUUCCUCUAUUAUUACUAUUAGUAAUUCAAGUAGCAAUAAAGGGGAUUCAAAUUUAGAGAAGUUUAACUUAGUAGAUAGUUAAAUAUUUGGAUAAAAUUAUUUAUUUAAUUUAUAAUAUUAAAUUACAAACCUUGUUGAUUGUGUUUUAAAAGGGAAUGAAUUUUACAAUGAAAGUUCUUUUUUUUAUUCCUUCGGAUUUAAUUUAUAAAAUGUUAAGAUUACAAAUAACAUAAUACAUUUUGGUAAAUUUUUCACUAAUUAUGAUUAAAAUUCUGUAUAGAUAAAUAUUGGGUUAAUGUUAGCAUGGAAAUAAGUAUUAUUCCAAUAAAUCACUUAUUUCAAUUAUGAUUCAUUUAUUUAUAUGUAGAACAAUAGCAAUUUGUAGAUCAUAGCUGAUGAUUUUUAAAUGAUCAAUAAUGUGCCAAAUACAUAAUUUUUUAAUAAGAGUAAUAAUAAAAAACAUCUUAUUAAUUUAUUUGGCAAGACUUUGAGUAUCAACAAUUUAAAUAUAAUAAAAUAGAUGGGUAUAAUAGAAUUAUUUUUAUAAUUUAAUUCAAUAGAAAUAAAAAACUGUAUCUUAAAAUAAAAAGAGGAGUCAUAAAUAAUAAUUUAACCUUCUUAGACAUGUUUAGAUAGCUAUGAAAAUCUUGUGUUAUAUACUCCUUUGAUAGAAAUCUUAAACACUCGAUAAACAUUGAUUGAUAAUUUAUAAAUUUUGUGGUUGAGUGUAGCGAAUGGUUUUGUAAUUGGAAUAGAAGAGAAUGAUGGAAUUGGAAUAACAACUACAAUUUAAAAUAGUUAGUUUUCAGAUAAUAAUAUUUUUAUAGAAUAACCAUAAGUAAAUUCAGGUAUAAUAAAAUUUGUUUCUAAAUCAAAAUCAACAAUAAAAAUUUAAUAAUGUGAGGCUAUGAACAACAUUUUAUAUUCAUACAUCUCGGAUGUAAAUUCAAUUUUAGGAACAGUGUUAAUGUUUUUGAAUAUUUAAGGUUCAAUAGAAAUAAAUAAUAGUAGAUUUAUUAGUAAUCAUGCAAUAAACACUACAUAUUCAAUUAUGUAUUUUUAUGGAUCGUAAAUAACUAUAAAGAAUAAUUAUUAUAAAAAUAAUAACCUUGAUGAUUUAGAAUUGAUUUACAAUAAAAUAAGUGAUUCAUUUCCUGAGGAAGUGUACAUUGAAUAAAUAAAAGAAACUUAUCGAAUUGUAUCAUAUGGAGGUAAUGGAUUUUAUUAUGGAGAUAAUAUAAUGAUUUAAGAUUGUAUUUUUGAUUCAUCAGAAGCAUUAUUAGGAGGUGGAUUAUACAUUUAAACUUUAGAGUAAGGAAUCAUAAAUAUCAAUAAUUGUUAAUUUAUAAAUUUGAAAACAGAUUUAUCUUCAAAUUCAGAUGGAUAAGGAGGUGGAUUAUGGAUUGAUGGAUAAUUUGCUAUGAUAUAAUUAAGUUUAUCUGAUUGUGUAUUUGAUAAAGUAAUGGCAAAAGUUGAAGGAGGAGCUAUAUAUAUUGAACCAUCUCAGAAAUUCAAUAAUAUACAAAUAAGGAAUUUAAAAAUGAAAAAUGUAAUAUCUUUGUUGGGUUCCUUUAUUUAUGUUUUAUUUAGGAAUGAAGAUAAUUCAAAUUUAUAUAUAGAUAAUGUAGUUUGGACAGUUGAUUUGGCUGUUAUUAAAUAAUACUUUGGGGAACUAUAAGGAUUUAAAUCAGACUAUGGUAAUUAAAUUAAGUAAAAAGCAAUGUUGGUAGUCACUUAAAAUGGAAAUAUCAAAUUAGAAAACUUUAAAAUAUAUUCUCAUUAUUAUUUUGGGUAUUUUGCCUUCUAAGAUUGUUUACGUUGUACAAUUCAUAACAUUUUGAUUUAUAAACCAAGGAGUAUAUAUCUUAAUUAAUUUUACUAUGGAAAUAAUUAUUUAUUUGAUAAGUCCUAUAUAAUACUAAAUGAAAUUUACAUAGAUACUUUAACUGCUUAUCCUUAUACAUCUACAACCUAAUGUAAAAGUGGAAUGAGUUUUAUGGUUGACUCAGUUCAUCAGUAAUGCAACUAGAAACGAUUUUUAAGAAGAGGAAUAACUUCUAUUAUAAAUGAUACUGUUUUUUAAAAUAAUACAGAUUGCAAUCUAAAUUUAUUACUUAAAUUUUCACUAUCUUAGGUUGGUUAUAGUCUUAUGGAUGUUUUUAAAUCUUAUAGUUUAAAUGGAAAUACAAUGUUUUAGUUUUAAUAUAUCAAAAGUUUUACUAUGCUAUCUAGUUAAUUGGAUUUUUUAGAUUACGUUUUUGAUUUACAAAUGAAUUUAUUUCCAAAAAUGUACAAAGUUUUGUAUAUUGGUCAUGUUUUAUCAAUUGAAAACAACUGCUAUGAAUUCUUAAGAAUUUUAGGUCCUGGUGAAACUUAGCGUUUACUUUAAUAAACCACAAAUACAAUGAAUCAAUAACCAUUAUAACUCGAAUAAAUUAUUAAUCAUUUAGGAAUAUUUUCCAUGUAUUCAGGCUUCCUGAUUAUGAAUUAUUAAUCACUAAUUAAAUCCAUAAUUAUCACAAAUAUCACCCAAUAAUAAUCAUUUAUAAUAGAAACAAAUAAUCAUGCUCAAGUUUAUAAUUAUUUCUUCAAUCUACUAAUUACUAAUAAUGAAAUCGAAUAUAAGAAUUUUGCCAAUCCCAUAAGAAUAUCUGUAAGUCCACUCUCUCCUGAAUUUGUAAAGAGUAAUUCAAUAAUAUAGUUUAAUUAUCGAAAAGAUAAGUCAUUUAUGGCUAAUUUAUGCGAAUUUAGAGCAAGAAGAUUAUAGUUUAAAUAUGAUGGUCUCAAUUUUUUAAGAUCAGUUGAGAUAUUCAAAAAUGAUACAAAGAUUAUUGAUGAAAUAUAUGUAAAACCUUACAAAGCACCAGGAAUAGAAAAUUUAACAAAAUACUUGAUGCUUCCAAGUGGAUAAACUUAUGAAAAUUAUUCUUAUUUUGAUAAAGCGACUGAAUCAUUCAUACCUUUAAACAUUAAUUUAUCAAUAACAUUGGUGAAUGUUUAAUAGGAAAAAACGGAAUUGUAUUCAGGAGUUAUUUAUAAUUUUAUUACCAAAUAUAGGAUUAUGAACGAAUCCAAUCCAUUAGAAAAUACAACAUUUAAUGAUCUUAUGACGAUUAAGGUUUCUGAUUAUUAAUCUGCCGAGAAAUUUAUAAAUUAAUUAAUCAUUGACUUUGAUCCCUAUUCAGAUCCAUCUCUUUAUUAUUAAUUAUCAAUUUCAUGUGAUUAUGUUGAAAUUUCAAGAUUUGAAGAUGAUUAUCCAUAUAAAUAUAAAGAUACAAUUAAAGAUUAUGAAAUGAGAUUAAAUAUUAAAACCUAUAAAUGUUAAGUAGGAGAAUACAUAUAUAUAAAUCAAUGUCGAUAAUGUGAUGCUACAUAAAACUAUUUUUAGGUUUUGGAAGGAUAGUCUUUUUGUUAUUUUAAAGAUGAUGUAAGUACUGUUUAAGUAAAGAGAUAAACUGUCUAAAUGAAACCUCAUUAUUGGAGAUAUGUAUUCAAUAGUACUAAAAUUGAAUAUUGUUAUCAUUAAAUUACUAAUUGUUUAGGGGGAUGGAAAUAUGGUGAUCCAACAUGCAUUCAGGGACACAUUGGAGCUUUGUGUGAAUAAUGUGAUUUAUAUAACACAAGAGGAGAAGGAUCUUACUCUGUAAGUACGUAAUAUAAUUGUGGUAGUUGUGAAGAUGUGAAAUGGAAUAUUAUAAUUAUAGUAAUUAUUGCAUGCUUGUAAUUUAUUUAUUUAUUUAAAGCACUUUAAUACUUGGAGUGAUAACGGUAAAAAGUAAUUAUGAUGAUACGGUGGAAUUCAUUUUGCUUACAAAAGUAAAGGGAGCUUUCGGCAUACCUACAAAUGUAAGAAUUAUGUCUACAAUUUUAAUAAAAUUGUUAACUAAUUAUGCUUAGAUAAUUUCAAGUAUAUUUACUUUUUAACUUUCCUUACCACCUGAAAUACAAUAAUCAACAAAUAGUGUAGGUAAUCCUACUCAAAGUAUGGUUUAUUCAUUGGAUUGCUUUUUAAUAUCUAUUUCAAAUAUGAAAAUUAUAUACAUGGAAUUUAUUUGGAUGGUAGCCACUCCUUUAUUUUUCAUUUUUUUGGUAUAUUUUUUCUUUUUCCUAUUAAUUCUUGUACGACUCACAAAAUUUAAUAUCGGAGUAAUAACUACCACCCUUAUCUAUUUUUAUAUAUACAUGUAGCCUAAUUUAAUUUAGAAGUACAUAAUAUAAUAUAAUAUGUUUAUAGUAUGAUAUCUCAGUUGAGUAAAAGAUCCAUAUCAGGAAUAGAAUUCAUAUAAGGUAAUGUAGCCUAUUUGUAUUAAACUGACUCUCAUUAGAAUUGGUUACUUUAUGUUAUUGUUCCUAUUCUCUUCAUAAUAGGUGUGCUGAUCCCAUUUUUGUUUUGGUAUCAAGUACAUAAGAAUAAAAAUGAUCUCUUAAAAAUUAAAGUAAGAUAAACAUGGGGAUUUCUUUACAAUGAAUAUAAAAAAGAAGCUUACUAUUGGGAGACAAUAAAAUUAUUACAAAAACAAACAAUAAUUAUAGCACUUAAUUAUUACGAAGAUUAAGUAAGUAUUAAAGCAUCAUUGAUUCUUUUAAUAGUCUUUAUUUAUCAUGUUCUUAGUAAUAAAAUAAAUCCUUAUUAUGUUUAUAAACUCAAUAGAUUAGAUACUUAUUGUACUGUGGUUUGUUCAAUUUCUAUAAUAUUAUGUUCAACUAUAUAUUCAGCAUAGGUUGGAGGUUAAUUUGAAAUCGUAUGGCCAUUUUAUAUAAUUACAGCAACUAUUAACAUAUUAUACAUUUUAGAUCUCGUUCUACAAAUUAUCUUUUCAUAUUUAGCAUAAUACCAAGAGUGUUUUGAUAAAGUCAAAAACUUUAUAACUAGAACUUGUCCAUACUUAAUAGAUAAAUAUCCAAAUUUAAAGGAACUUUUAACAACAAAAUAAUAGAAGCAAAAGAGAAUUCGAGAAAGAUGGGCAAGAGUAAAAGAANGGUAAAAAGUAAUUAUGAUGAUACGGUGGAAUUCAUUUUGCUUACAAAAGUAAAGGGAGCUUUCGGCAUACCUACAAAUGUAAGAAUUAUGUCUACAAUUUUAAUAAAAUUGUUAACUAAUUAUGCUUAGAUAAUUUCAAGUAUAUUUACUUUUUAACUUUCCUUACCACCUGAAAUACAAUAAUCAACAAAUAGUGUAGGUAAUCCUACUCAAAGUAUGGUUUAUUCAUUGGAUUGCUUUUUAAUAUCUAUUUCAAAUAUGAAAAUUAUAUACAUGGAAUUUAUUUGGAUGGUAGCCACUCCUUUAUUUUUCAUUUUUUUGGUAUAUUUUUUCUUUUUCCUAUUAAUUCUUGUACGACUCACAAAAUUUAAUAUCGGAGUAAUAACUACCACCCUUAUCUAUUUUUAUAUAUACAUGUAGCCUAAUUUAAUUUAGAAGUACAUAAUAUAAUAUAAUAUGUUUAUAGUAUGAUAUCUCAGUUGAGUAAAAGAUCCAUAUCAGGAAUAGAAUUCAUAUAAGGUAAUGUAGCCUAUUUGUAUUAAACUGACUCUCAUUAGAAUUGGUUACUUUAUGUUAUUGUUCCUAUUCUCUUCAUAAUAGGUGUGCUGAUCCCAUUUUUGUUUUGGUAUCAAGUACAUAAGAAUAAAAAUGAUCUCUUAAAAAUUAAAGUAAGAUAAACAUGGGGAUUUCUUUACAAUGAAUAUAAAAAAGAAGCUUACUAUUGGGAGACAAUAAAAUUAUUACAAAAACAAACAAUAAUUAUAGCACUUAAUUAUUACGAAGAUUAAGUAAGUAUUAAAGCAUCAUUGAUUCUUUUAAUAGUCUUUAUUUAUCAUGUUCUUAGUAAUAAAAUAAAUCCUUAUUAUGUUUAUAAACUCAAUAGAUUAGAUACUUAUUGUACUGUGGUUUGUUCAAUUUCUAUAAUAUUAUGUUCAACUAUAUAUUCAGCAUAGGUUGGAGGUUAAUUUGAAAUCGUAUGGCCAUUUUAUAUAAUUACAGCAACUAUUAACAUAUUAUACAUUUUAGAUCUCGUUCUACAAAUUAUCUUUUCAUAUUUAGCAUAAUACCAAGAGUGUUUUGAUAAAGUCAAAAACUUUAUAACUAGAACUUGUCCAUACUUAAUAGAUAAAUAUCCAAAUUUAAAGGAACUUUUAACAACAAAAUAAUAGAAGCAAAAGAGAAUUCGAGAAAGAUGGGCAAGAGUAAAAGAACUACUCUUUAGAAAAGCCUAAAGAACAUUAAAAGCAAAAAGGUAAUUAAAACUAUUGAGAUUUUAGAUAUACAUUGAUUCAUUCUCCAGAAUCAUACUAUUAAAGACGAGGAGGUAUUUCUAGUCCUAGCCCUAUUAUUUCAUAUAGAGGUGAUGCUAUCAAAGGUGAUAUGAUUGAUUCUUAAUCUUAAUUAAAUAGUUCAAUGCAAAGAAAAUAUAAUAUGAGUAAUCCUACUAUCAAACUUGUUGAGACUGUAUAUUAACAAAGGAAUGAGGAAGACAAAGCAGAUCCUCCUACCCAAAGAGACGAAUACCAAGUUGUUGAAGAUCCAUUAAGUCCUCAAAUAGUUUAUUUAAGUUUCAACCCAAAAAAAGUAAGCUAAAUCAGAGAAUGA
Messenger RNA from Paramecium sonneborni, 9302 nucleotides. The record is from the annotation of a GenBank genome assembly. Lineage: Eukaryota; Ciliophora; Oligohymenophorea; Peniculida; Parameciidae.